GAGCGAGACGGAGACAGAGCAUGCCCCUCCGCAUUGCGAACACAACACGAGCCGCGAGCGAGCUCAGCCGAGCCCCGCGGAGCCGAGCCGGGCGGGACGCGGGGGGGCCGAGCCGAGCCGAGGCUAUAUAGUUGAGCGAGCUGCGUCGGGGCCAGCCAGUAUAGCGAGCGCGCGGAGCACGCCCGUUGCUGCAGCACGGACGGGAGUUUCGUGCAUCGAAUCACUAUGCGAAACCCCCUUCGUCUAGCCCUGGGCACCGUCACCUUCCUCUCAGUGUUCGCCGCCCUGGGCCUGUGCCUGCCGGCAGGGUCCGGGGCGGACCUGGCCCUCAAGGGGGUGGUCCUGCCCCCCGCGCUCCCCGCGCUGCACACCGAGGCCGUGUCCGUGCUCAACGUCUCCAGGACCCCCGCCGACCCCGGCCUCGGCUUCCCGGGGCUCGUGCACGACGUCCUGCUCGUGGAGCUGCUCGUCAGCGGGUCGCCGGAGCGCGGCAGCCUCCAGGACCUCGCCGAGGACACCCAGUUUCGCCUGACAGCCGACCCCGCGAGCUGUGGCGUCCAGGAUGACGACGACGGCGACGACGACGUCCUACCGCGGUCGUCCACCGUCGAGGUGGCCGACGACGAGGCCGCGAAUGUGAACGCUGUGCGCACUGCCACUGGCACUAGGACUAAAGCCGCCAAAGUCCGGCGCUGGCUAGCGGUGAAACAUAACCUCACCACUUCGCGGUUCUACGUGUGCGCCAGGGCCGCCCGGGCGCGAGCCCCGCCAGGUGGGCAGGGUGACGCGCGUAGUGGCUCUGAGGGCAGGACGUCCCCGCCGUGGAAGCACCAAGGUGCUCAUGUAGUGCUCGACCUGGACGACAGCGACGUCGGCCUGCUCAACCCGUUCGCGCCGCCCGACCUGCACAUCCCACAGCGGCCCCGCCCGCGCCGCGCCUGGACCACGAAGGACGUGAGCGACGCCCAGCCGUUUCUCACGGGCUUUCGCAUCGAGCAGGCGACGCACGGCGUCUUCAACGCCGAGGACGGCGUCCCCGAGGUGAUGGUCGGCUCCGAGGUGACGCUCCGCCUCUUCGGCUCGGGCUUCCGCACCGACGCCGAGCUGGGCGUCACGUACACCGAGUCCGAGCAGGGCGAGGACUGCAGGGACUUCUACCCGGGCUCGCAGUACUUCAAGGUGGGUGUCGAUGGCGGCGGCGGCGGCUGCGGCGCCCGGUUUGUGUCCCCCACAGCGCGCGCGUGGCCUUAUUUGGAGGUGGGUAACAUACACACGGGUACCGAGAAGGAGCGCGGCUACGCCAAGGCCGUCCUCCCCGUCCGGAACACGGGCAACUUCCUCCUGUGCAGUAUCCUGCUGGGCAACGUGGCCGUCAACUCGACGCUCACCAUCCUCAUGGACGACCUGACGUCCGGGCUGGUGGCCGUCAUCUGCUCAACGCUGGCCAUCGUGGUGUUCGGCGAGAUCACCCCGCAGGCCAUCUGCUCGCGCCACGGCCUGGCUGUGGGCGCCAAGACGAUCCACAUCACCAAGCUCUUCAUGGCCCUCACGUCACCGCUCAGCUUCCCCAUCUCCAAGAUCCUGGACUGGUGCCUGGGCGAGGAGAUCGGCAACGUGUACACACGCGAGCGCAUCAAGGAGCUGGUCAAGGUCACGACAGAGUUCAACGAUUUAGAGAAGGAUGAGGUCAACAUAAUUGCUGGUGCUCUUGAGCUCCGGAAGAAGACUGUGGCAGAUGUCAUGACCAAGCUUGAAGAUGUGUACAUGUUACCAUACGACUCCAUACUGGACUUUGAGACUGUUUCUGAGAUUAUGAAAUCAGGAUUCUCUCGAGUGCCUGUUUUUGAAGGAACACGUACCAAUAUUGUCACAAUGCUCUACAUAAAGGACCUUGCGUUUGUGGACCCUGAUGAUGAGACGCCUCUCAAGACCUUGUGUCAAUUCUAUAAAAAUGAGUGCAACUUUGUUUAUGAGGACACCACACUGGAUGUCAUGUUUAAACAGUUCAAGGAUGGUAUCAAGGGCCACAUGUCUUUAGUGCAUAGAGUAAACAGUGAAGGUGAAGGUGAUCCUUUCUAUGAAACAGUUGGUCUUAUAACUUUAGAGGAUGUCAUUGAGGAGCUAAUCCAGGCUGAAAUUGUUGAUGAAACUGAUGUAUUCACUGACAACAGAUCCAAGAAGCGCAGAAAACAGAAUCUUAAACAAGAUUUCACAAUGUUCUGUGCACGUAGAGACAACCAACGUAUUCAGAUAUCUCCUCAGCUUACGUUAGCUACCUUCCAGUACCUGAGUGCUAGUGUUGAAGCCUUCAAGCCUCACAACAUUUCAGAGACAAUAUUGCGCCGCUUACUUAAACAUGAUGUAAUUUUCCACAUCAAAGUAAAAAACAAGGAAAAGGCUAGACAAGACCCUGCAACUGCCAUAUAUCAACAAGGCAAACCAGCGGACUACUUUGUACUUAUUCUGGAAGGAAGGGUCGAAGUGACUGUAGGAAAGGAGAAUCUAAUGUUUGAAAGUGGCCCCUUUACUUAUUUUGGUACUCAAGCACUGAUGCAGAGUGUGAAUAUGGUUGAGUCACCAUCCAUACCUACCAAUAUGGGUAGUAUGCAAUCAGUGAACUUGGACGUCAUGCUCCGCCAUACAUUUGUGCCUGAUUACACUGUUCGAGCUGUCAUGGAUGUUCUCUAUGUCCGGGUCAGGAGAGCUGCAUACUUGGCUGCGAAACAAGCCACUUUAAUGGCCUUGAGUAGAAAGGACUCAACAGAUGAGCAUUUCGAUGAUGAAGUUGAAAAGCUACUUAAGACAAUGGAUGAUGAUGAGGCAAGGUGUCGAAAUGAAAACCAUGAAACCCAGAGCCUAGCUGAGAAAUCUUCUUUGCACAAGAGCUCACAAGCAAAUACUAUUUCUGCUUCUGCUCCAAACAAAGAAACAAGCCCCAAUGGCAGCAUUCAUUCUCCUGUAAGUCCUGGUAAGCAAAGGACAGCACUUUCGAGAAGUAACAGCCAGAGCAAAUCUGUUUCCCCUAGUGGUGACAAGAAAACCAGAGUGGAAGACAACAUUGAUGAAAUGAAAUCAUUAUUGCCUCAAGAAUAAGAUGUGUGCUAGUGUAAUGCAGUGCAUUUAUCUUUUGAACUGGUACAUUUUUCAAAUUGCGUGGUAUGGUUAAUCCAUUUAGCAAAAAAGAUGAGAAAAAAGUCAUCUAGAUGUGAAAAUACACUUGAUAAAUUAGGUGAAAAGAAAACUGCUCUUAUAUAUGAAGAACAUAUCAGGUAUGAUGUGAGUCUGAAUCACAUUGGGCCAAUUUAGGAGUUUGAACUAAAACUGAUUCUCUCCGAAGCUCCUUCAGAGUGCUCGAUACUGACCCAUCAACAUCAACUUUACCAAUUUCUUUCUAUCUAUAAUGUUUUAAUUUAAUGCUAUUGAUUUCUUUUUAAUAUAUAUUCUUAUUUUUAUUAGACUAUUGUGAAGCAAAUAAGCCAAAGAACAUACCUUUCCCUCCUUUUUUGUCAUUUUAAAAUGUGUUUCCUAUAUUGAAGGUUUUAAAAUAUGAUUUUCUAAAACAAGUGGUUCUUAGAUUGUUAUUUCAUGCAUGCUGAUGGCUUUUAAAUGGUCCCUCUAGCUUUUGGAGAAAAUAUAUGGAUCUUAAGAUGUGUGCAUCAGCACAAACCUGUUGUACCUGUAGUUGUAUUUGUGGCUAUUCUUUUAGUUAGAUGGCAGAUUCUGCUUUAAUUACCUAAGAGCUGUAUGGCGAAGCUUCUUAUGUCAUUUUUAUUGUGAUGUAUACCAUGGGUAUUCUUCCCCUUGUCCCACGUGUAUUCAUUGGAAACAAAAUUGGUGCUAUGUUGCUAAAUAGCAAAUUCUACCAAACUGGGGAGGUCCAAGAUGUUCCUAAAGUAAAAGAAGAGAAUUAUCGUGAAAAAGAUUUGUUGUUAUUAGUCUUCAAAUUUUACAAAUCUUGGAUAAUGUUUGUUAAAUUGUUGUCUCGCUGUUGUAUUACUCUUCCGGUGUAGGAAGGGUUGCUGCCAAACAAACUAUUACUGUACCCAGUGAUGUCAAUAGCUGUACAGACUUAAGAACAGUAGCCUAUUCUGUACCGUUACUUGUGUGAUAACCUUAUCUCAUUCAUUAUUUUUUUUAUUGGCUUAAAAAGACCGAUGUGGUAUUGUGAUGCAUUUAAGUUUGUCAUCAUUUUAAAAGCAUCCAUACUUAUUUAAUCAAACCCAGGACUUUAGUGUAUUCUGUAGAGGAAAGGUAGUAUCAGUAUAUUUUCAAUAAUUUAUUUAUGUAGUAUUAUAUUUGAAGGGAGAUGAUUGUAUUGCUCAAAAGUGUACGACCAGGUAAUUGAAGAGAGUGUAUCAUGUAGCCAGUACUGUACUUAAAGGAUUUGCCUAAUGUUGCUUUAUGUUGCUGACAGGAAAAUGUUAACACUUUCUUAUAGAGAAAUAUUUUUUAUAAGUUUUAAAAGCACAGAUACGCUGACAAUGGUAUUUGUCAUACCAUUGUUUGUGCAUUUAAUUCUCCCUAAAAUGUAUAGCUCUGAAAAGUUAUUUAAUUAUGUUCACAUUUUAGUUAAAGAAAUGUGGAAAUCUAUUUGUAUUAGCUCAUCAUCCAUUAUUUUUAAUUAAUUUUGAACAGCUUGACAUUUGUUUCAUGCAAAAGUGCCUUCUUCCUUCAAAAUGUGUGUUAAUAUUACUUAAGUUUUGCAUUGCCAGUAAGCCAGUGGCAUUUUGACUGCUUUUAGCUGUGCAUUUAUGUUUCAUUUAUAGUUUCAGAAACUGAAAGCCCCUGGGCAGGGUAUGUUAGAUAAAACAGGGUUGAUUUAGUACAGCAAGUAGGUGUGGAAGUAAUAUUGUUUUGUUUUUGAACCAUCAUUUUUUCCUUUCAUUCUCUUGUUACUGAGUCUUGUGGAAGGCAAGAAACUUAACAUUUUUGUACCCCGCCAACAACCAAUAUACGUAACUUAGCGUAAAAGUAAAAGAUUUGUAUGGAAAGGGGUACAUAUUUUUAGAGCCAUCCUCUGUGAUGGAAGAAGUUUAUCAGUAUAGUCUAUUGUUGUUGUUAAAUGUUGUUAUGUUGUAUUUUUUAUAUAGUGAGGCCUGCAGCAGGUUAUUAAUUAUUGUGUGCGGUUUGAAAUACUCAACCUGCUUCUAAUAUUAAGUUACUUCUCAGGCAAUCCUUCAUGCUAGAGUUUUAGCAUACAUAAUGUGAGUAGUGUAUUAAAGAGAAAGCAUUUUGAGUGCAUUUGUAACUUCUGAAAACAUCGAUUAGGGCACCAACCCAGAAACUGCAGCAAGAUGUAUAAUUGCUACUAUUUAAAUCAAAGUUACGAAAGAUAAUUUAAUCCUGUUAAUGUUUUGUAUUGUCAUAAAAGCAUUUGUUGAACAAUAUAUAUUGAAAAUAACAAGUUUUCUUUCCAUUUUA
Frankliniella occidentalis (western flower thrips) is the source of this 5421-nucleotide messenger RNA. RefSeq names its product unextended protein (gene uex). Lineage: Eukaryota; Metazoa; Arthropoda; Insecta; Thysanoptera; Thripidae. The coding region runs from base 226 to 3093 and encodes 955 amino acids. Gene Ontology annotation, molecular function: transmembrane transporter activity. The record is from RefSeq and is a predicted model, not a curated record. Gene Ontology annotation, cellular component: plasma membrane. Gene Ontology annotation, biological process: transport; magnesium ion homeostasis. The transcript has 12 exons.